Loa loa (African eye worm) is the source of this 597-nucleotide messenger RNA. RefSeq lists its product as hypothetical. Lineage: Eukaryota; Metazoa; Nematoda; Chromadorea; Rhabditida; Onchocercidae. Bases 84 to 311 code for a protein of 75 amino acids. The record is from RefSeq and is a predicted model, not a curated record. The transcript is spliced from 3 exons.
GUUUUGCUUUCUACAAAUUUAUUCAGUUUUCAUUUCUGCUUUUGCAAAGCAAAAGGUACUAAUUCUCGAAAUAUCCCGUAACGAUGAAAAGUGCGCUAUUUAUGUUACCAUUACUCAUUGGUAUUUAUAACAUAUUAUUAGCAACGUCUAAAAGACCACCUCGGAUCAUUCACGACUACGAUUCGGAUGGUGAAAGCUAUGAUUGCGUUUAUACUGGUGAUCGGAAUCCCGUACUACAAGAAUACGAGAAGGCUCUUCCCAUUGAAAGCUCAUCAUGGGAUCGUACUACACCUCCCGUCAUUGUUGCUUAAUCGGUAGAUCAGUGGUUUAAUGCUACCAUAGAAAUAAGCGUACUUUCGAUAUAUUAUUUCAAAUACACUAUUAACGCUAUUUUUUUUACACUAUCUAAUAAUUCUUUCUGUUGCAGUUAAUAUUGGUUAGAUAUAUUGUGGUUCACAUUCCUAGAAGUGCUAUGCCUAGCAAUCAUGGCUAAUUUAUCAGCUCUAUUGGCUUACGAAUGAAAACAUUAAACUUUUUAUGCGCACUCUGAUAUUCCUUAUUGAAUAAAAUUGAAAUUUAAUUUUGUCAACAUGUUUU